Messenger RNA from Phytophthora nicotianae INRA-310, 930 nucleotides. RefSeq lists its product as hypothetical. Lineage: Eukaryota; Oomycota; Peronosporomycetes; Peronosporales; Peronosporaceae. The transcript has a single exon. Bases 46 to 834 code for a protein of 262 amino acids. The record is from RefSeq and is a predicted model, not a curated record. Gene Ontology annotation, molecular function: protein binding.
GAAGCGCUGACACAGACGUUAAGCUCGACAGAAUUUCCUAAGAAAAUGCGUAUAGAACGCGCUCGAGAACUCCAGGAGCGCAUUAAACGUUUGCAAAGAGCAAGUUGGGCAGUCGAUUCGCAGCUAGAAGCAGUGGAGUUGAGAUUGCUCUCGGAGUUGAAUCCUCUCACGGAUCGUCAACGCCCGUUUCAAGCGAAAUAUGCCGCCAAGCUUCGUUGUCGUCUGGAACGAAUGCUCGCUUCGGUUCAAUCAUGGCAACAUGUGCUUGAUGGGUAUGACGAAAACGAUUCAAUCAGCAGUUAUUGGAACUCCAUACAAGCACUUUACGCUUCGUCCUCUGCUAUUAUCUCUAGUGACGAAUCUCGACGCCAAUACGCUUUGAAUUCGUGGCGAGGUGCACCAGGCGGUGGCUCGCUACUUCAUAUCGCAGCUUGGAAUGGCUGGGAAAAGCAUGUUCAGCUGCUAAUUGAUGAGGGCGCAGACGUCAACUUGAUCGAUUCCAGCGCGAGUUACAGGACGCCAUUGCAUGAAGCUUGUCGGGCUGGCCACGUUCCAGUCGUAGAGCUGCUACUUCGAUCUGGAGCUCGCUUGGAUGCAGUGGAUGUCAGUGGUGACUCCCCGUUGCAUGUAGCCUGCCGCGCAGGUUGGACUCGUGUUGUUCGUGUUCUGCUGAUGGCAGCAGAUGAUAUAGGAGAGGAAAGAGAUCCCAGGGCUGUGGAUAAACACGCAUUGACGCUGGAAGAGUAUUUCAAUUUGCGCAAUGGUAAAGGACGACGUGCAAUUGACGUGGCAACAUUGCCAUCUUUAGUGGAGGAACUACACGGUAAGACUUAAGAAGUGGCUCAAAAUACUGAAUCAGUAGCAUGUAUGUUGUUCAACAAUGCGGUGCUGCGCACGGGGAAGCGAUAAUAUGCUUGUAAUGAUAGUAAG